CUCAUGUAAACCUAGUACAGAGUAAUGGGGCGUCGGUUUAUUGCAAAAAGUCACUAAGUAUAAUUUUUGUGAAUUUUCACUUUUCGACAUCAUAUGAUUCAACUUUCCAUUCUUUUUCAUUGCAAGAAGUCACCAAGUGCAUAUCUUGGCUACUGUUAUCAAUAAUAAAGGUUUAUGUUUCAUCAACUACCACAGAGCUUCCCUGAUAUAAUGCAAGAAUUCAUUAAGUAACUAAAUGAGUUUUAUGCAUUUCAGAAUAUAUAUUAGUUAGUGCAAAAACUCAUCAAGUUACUUAGUGAAUCUCAACACAACUUUGUGUCCAUUUCUUUGAUUGCAAAAACUCACUAAGAGCACUUGAUGAGAUUUUGCACUCUAGCAGGCAGCUGUCCACACUAAAAGGCAUUGGUAGUUUGUGAUUUGUGGCAUUCUCGUAAUCCUAACCAAGAUUCUGAAGUAAAUUUGAUUCCGAGGUUGUUGAGAGUUGUUGUUAUAGAAAAUAAUAUAAAAAUAUUUUUUCUUUUUUAUAAUAUCUUUAACAAGUUUUGAAAUGUCAGAGGAAGAAGGAGAAUCAUCCAUAUUUCUGUUAAGAGCGGAUUUAAUAAGAAAUUUGGUACAUCAAAACACAAACAGAGGGGUAAGCCAAUUUCAUACAAGCAUCUUCUAUCUUAAUAUUAUUUUUAAUCUUAGAUGUAAAUAUCAUUAUAACUUCUGAUGAUAAAUAAGAAACAAUAGUUUUAUUGUAUCAAACCAUGAGAAAUGCAUGAAUUGAGAACUCAAAAUUCUUAUUCGAAUCUUGAAAUUGCCAUGUGUCUGGCAGAAAUAGUUUCUCAUCAAUGUUCAAAAUGCAAUUACCAUAUGUUUUUAUUCAAUUAUAUACAUUGAAUGCUGUAAAUUUUUGAAUGUGAAUGUAUUAAGGAUUUACAAUAAUAAGACCUAAUUAUCACUAGGCUGUGAAAUUAUGAAUUUACGAACUACGGUAAUUAUUGUUGUAAUGUGUGUAGGCCUACUACAUACACAAAACUCAAUUUUAAUACUAAUGGUAUACCUUUAAUCAAUUAAUAUUUCUUUAGCUAGUUGUGAUUGUAGAAAAAUCUGACAUUGUAAUACUACCAUUUAAGUUUAAUAAAUUAUUCUUAUUGCAGGUUUUAACAGAACCAGACAUCAUUGAUAGGCCCAUCAUGGUUGAUUCACAAUUGGAAGUUUUGAAUGAGGAAGUAUUCCUGCUUGAUGGAGAAAGAUACAAAAUCAUGGAUAAUGUUGAAAUACAGGAAACUAAUUACAACCAAGAUUUGGUAACAGACUUGAAUGAUCUGGAAAAUGAUGGAGUUGAGUCUGCUAUGGAUAAAAGUCAAUUCAUUUCAAAUGUUCCUGUUCAAGAAGCUAAGGAGACUAACUGCGAUCAAACUUUCAAACCAUGUACAGAAAAUAAUGUGAAUGAUGAUUUUGUUGAGUCUAAUGUUGAUGAAAGCAGAUUAAUGCAAGAUGUUGAAGAAGUUCCAUCUGAAGAGACAACCUUCAAUCAAACUUUCAAACCAUGUACAGAAAAUAAUGUGAAUGAUGAUUUUGUUGAGUCUAAUGUCGAUGAAAGCAGAUUAAUGCAAGAUGUUGAAGAUGUGGAUAUUGAAGAAGUUCCAUCUGAAGACAAUGCUGAUGAUCCUACAUUCGAGCCUGAUAAGGAGACUCCAUCUUGUCAGAAGAAGAAGGGGAAAAAGAAAACAUCUAGAUGGCACAAGAGAAGUCCAGAUCAAUGGGAUAGAAAUAUUGUGAAGAGAAGGAGGUAGAUUGUCUGGAAUAUCAGACCAAAAAGGGUAUGAUGCCUGCUAAACAACCUAAGGUUGUAGACUGCAGUGAAUGUCGCUUGAAAUGUGGUAAGAGUUUCACCAACAAUGAGAGGAUUUCAAUUUGUAAGACAUAUUGGGGACUAGCUGAUUUCAAACGACAGAAAGACUUCAUUCUAAAAUUGUUAAAAUUGUAGAACCAGUGAGAAGGAAAAUUGAUGUUCAACAAGAUAAACAGAGAAAGUGUAGUAGAAUGUACCACCUUCCCAAAGAGGAAUGUGAGGUGAGGGUAUGUCAAAGCUUCUUUGAGAAAACACUAUGUAUUAGUAAUGGACCAGUAAAUAGAGCUUUCUCUGGAUCAAAAAAUGGGUCAUUCAUUGAAAAUGAUAGAAGAGGAAAAAAAGAACCCCACAACAAAACAAAUAAAGAAGAUUUGGAUGAUGUGAGGUCUCACAUUGAGAGUUUUCCUGUUAUGGAGUCUCAUUACUACAGAAAAUCAACUCAAAGAAAAUAUUUAGACUCUAAGUUGUCAAUUUCCAAAAUGUUUGAGCUUUACAAAGAAAAAUGCCAGGAAAUAGGUAAGAGCUCUGUUUCACCAGCUGUGUACAGGCGAGUUUUCUGUACAGAGUACAAUCUUUCUUUUUUCAUUCCAAGGAAGGACCAAUGCAUGCUAUGCAGCAAACAUGAAAAUUUGAAAAAAGAUGGAAAUUUGACAGAGGAGUUUGAUAAACAAUACUCUGAACAUUUGAAAGAAAAUCUGAUGCUCGAGUGGAGAAGGAAGCUGACAAGGAAAGGUCAAAUAAUGAUAUCAGCUUCAUGUCAGCUUCAUUUGACCUUCAAAGCAUUCUUCAGUUGCCUUCAAGUGAAGAGUCACUACUUUAUUACACCCGCAAAUUAUGUGUGUACAAUCUAACAAUUUAUGAGACCAAAAGUCCAAAUGAAGCUCAUUGCAUGUUGUGGAUGGAAACAGAUGGCAAAAGAGGCAGCAAUGAGAUUGGCACUGCAUUGAAAUUGUGGAUUGAAAAUCUUCCAGAAAAUAUUAAAGAACUCUCGCUUUUUUCUGAUACAUGUUCUGGUCAAAGCAGAAAUCAAUAUAUUUCUGCUCUUUUCCUACACCUCACUCAAACUACCAACAUUGAAAUAAUAGAGCAAAAAAUUCUUGAAUCUGGCCACUCUCAAAUGGAGGUGGACAGCAUGCACAGUGCUAUAGAAAACAGCAAGAAGUUUGUGUCUUGCUUCUCACUCAAUGAUUGGGUCAAUGUCAUGAAAAUGGCCAGAAGUAAAAGGAAGAGGAGUUCUGCAAAUCCUUUCCAUGUGAAACAACUCUCUUUCGAUGACUUUAUUGACCUGAAAUUAUUGGCUAAACAGACAAUAAAGAACAGGCUCAAAGAUGAGAAUGGAGAACCUGUCAUGUGGCUAAAAAUAAAAUCGAUGAAAUAUGAAAAAGCAUUCCCAGGACAAAUGAAAUUUCGGUAUGGCUUUGAUGAGCCAUAUCGAACACUGAAAGUGUUUGGUAGAGGACGGCCAGGCAAGUCUACGAUCCAGAAAUGCUAUAAAAGCCUGUUACCGAUUAGCAAAUAGAAAAAAAAUCUUAUAACAUUAUGCAACAAAGGGAUCAUUCCAAGAGAAUUGAAUGAUUGGUUCAGGAAUUUGCCAUGCAGUAAUGACGUGAGUGAACCGGAAUUAUUCAACGAAGAAACAGAAGAAGAAGACUGAAUUAAUUCAUCACUUCCUGAUCUUCUGUUGGUUCUUUCUUGUUGACUGUAAGGCUCUUACACAAUCAUCUUGGUGCUUUCCCACCACUUGAUUUGAAAAAAAUAUCAUGUAUUGAAAAAAUAAAAUAUAACUUGUUUGACUUGCAUUGGCAUAGAAUUUAUUAAACCUUAUUUAUUAAACAUACAAUUUAUUAAUAGAAUGAUCAGAAAAUAAUUAAUGUUCAGCUCCAAAUGCAAUGCAUAGUAGGGUUACCGUACUGGUUGAAAUGUAACAAAUUUUUAGUGCAAUAAGUCAUUAAGUGUGACUCAGAUUCAUUUAGGUCCUUUUUUAGUGAUUCAAAAUAAAUUUACUUCUCUGAUUCAUGGUUUAUUCUUCAAUAAUAUUGUUUUAUGAAUCCAAAUAGCAAUAGUAUCUUGAAAUGCCUCAUGAAGCUGAUUUUUCAUAUGAGUUGAAAGUUUGAAAAGUGAUUAUCUCAGGAUGACACAGAUGCUACUUAGUGACUUUUUGCAAUAAACCGACUUUUUCCAUACUAACUGGAACUGGCUGCUGUCCAAUGCUCAGCUACAGCUAAAAGUGUGUAAGGUGGAGUGAGUGAGACAGGCAUACCGUGUGGGAUUCCCUUCUCUCUCAUACUCAUACAUUUAAGCAGGUUGUUGCAACUCUAGAGUACGAUUUUUCAUUUUUAAAGUUGAAAAAUGGAUUUGAAUGAGUAUUGGGGCUAUCAGUAUUAGAUCACAACCUUUUCUCUUGA
Nilaparvata lugens (brown planthopper) is the source of this 4245-nucleotide messenger RNA. RefSeq lists its product as uncharacterized. The transcript is spliced from 5 exons. NCBI's taxonomy places the organism in Eukaryota, Metazoa, Arthropoda, Insecta, Hemiptera, Delphacidae. The coding region runs from base 1179 to 1781 and encodes 200 amino acids. The record is from RefSeq and is a predicted model, not a curated record.